This is a messenger RNA of Thalassophryne amazonica, 3967 nucleotides long. It is a transcript of the gene heatr6, whose product is annotated as HEAT repeat containing 6. NCBI's taxonomy places the organism in Eukaryota, Metazoa, Chordata, Actinopteri, Batrachoidiformes, Batrachoididae. The transcript is spliced from 20 exons. Bases 43 to 3630 code for a protein of 1195 amino acids. The record is from RefSeq and is a predicted model, not a curated record.
AAUAACCUGAUGUGAAGAAGAAACGUGGGCCGGGUUCAGAAAAUGGCGGCUGAGAAUGAGGCGGUGGUUUAUCGAUAUGAUGCUCCUGCGUUUCCUCCAGUGGUUUUGUCGGCGGAGGCGCCCCCAUUCUUUCCCCGAAACACCCAUGCUUGGCUUUGCCACUCGUCAGAUGCAGAGAGGCAGUUUUCCCGCUGCGCUGACAAACUACGAGCGCUCCGAGCCACGGCCGAAGGGCAGCAAAAAGACGAGUUGAACCUGCUGUUUGACCAUCUGCUGGCUGAAAACUACACUAAAACCGUCAACCCUGACAUUAACAUCCCGUCACAGGAUGUGUGUACUCUGCUCAAAAAUGCAAGUUGUCUUGUGCCUCUCAGUCAAGAACAUUUAGUAGUGAAAUUCUGUCAGCUUGUACAUCGCCUGCUUAAUCAGCUGAAGAUAAUAUUGGAUGAGCUGACUUUGACUACAUUGAUGAAUUAUGUUGUUCGCGCAUUGAAAGUGUGCAGUACAUGGACACAUCUGGAUGUCCUCCAGGCACUCUCCUCAGUUGUGUAUGGAAAUGGUUCUCAGUGCAUCUGGCAGCUCUCAGGACUUCUGGAUGAAGAUGGGAUACUGCUCAUGUAUAGUUCUCCAUCUCAACCUGAUGUGGAGUUACAGCAUGUUUCUCUUGCCUGUAUAGCCAGUAUUUGUCUCAGGAUGCCGGGUCAGCCUCCUUUGGAUGACCGGUACAGAAGUAUAUUUUUCAAAGUCUUCCUGCAAACACUGCAGUCACCCCAACCUCCUGAUAUUGACGAGCUCUUCUACUGUAAGGUGAUCCAGGCAGCACUGAAGGGACUUCAGAGCUGUGUUUUUUUUGGGAAGUGGACGUUUGGUGGAGAGGAAGAACUUGGGUCUGUUUUGGCCGUUCUCAAGAAGCUCAUGUUCCAUGGAGGUCCUGCUGGUAGUGUUGAUUGGCCGGCUGUGCUUUACCCAGCACCUCUUCCUCAGUAUGAGGGUCUUGCUCCAUCAAAACCUCCUGAACCAGCCAAACCCCCAGAAGCACAGACAGAAGCUACAGUGCCUGGCAACAUCUCAGGGAAAAAUAAAAAGAGGAAGUCCCGAGGGAAGGGGAAGAAGACAGGCAGAGUUGAGGACGGAGCAGAAGAUGAGAAGGAAGUGGUGCCGGUGCUUCAGAAGGGUGGGGUAAGAGGAGGAAGAGAGGAAUUUAGAAAUGGAGAGUCCUUAUCUAAACCCUCGGUUACAUCCUUUUACCCAUCCUGGAAACAAAGCAGUUCUGACUCUGAAAUUUCUGACCAAGAAAACACAGCUCAGAACAAAUUGAGGUACUAUCAUGGUCGUGUGCGUCAGGGAGCUCUGCAGUGUCUGCUAACUGUGUUAAAAAGCAUAGAGAAGCAGACCAUGUAUGGAUACUGGUCUUCCUUCAUCCCAGAGCCUCCUAUUGGAGGGCCACCGGCCCUUACUCUCCUCACAGUUAUACUGAAGGACCCAUCAGCCAAGGUACGUGCAUGUGCAAUUCAAGUAGUGUCAGCCAUGCUGGAGGGUUCCCGUCAAUUCCUGGCAGUGGCAGAAGAUAUGUCAACUCCUCGUGCGUCGUUCACCUCUCUGUCAUUCUCCCUGGCUACUUCCAUCCGAGAGCUACAUCGAACUCUUGGACUGGCUCUGCUGGCUGAGGCUUCUGCUCACACACUCACACAGGUCAUAAAGUGUUUGGCUUACCUGUUGGGUAACUCUCCCUAUCAUCGCCUUAAACCUGGUCUACUCAGCACACUCUUCAAACAGUUGUCUCCCUAUGUACGACACAAAGAUGCAAAUGUACGCGUAUCAGUCCUAACACUGUAUGGGGCUCUGUUGAAAAAUCAGGCCCCUCUCCCAGAGGUGGAGCAACUCCUCCAGCAGCCAGAGGGCAUCAGCAGUAAUGGCGGCGCCUGCUCUUUCACACAGCAAAACUCUGUGCUCCCAUGGAGACAAAGAGGUGCAGUUUCUUUGUCCUCACCUACACCAGUUGUACCCUCCCAACAGCAAGUUCCUGACAGACCAGGAGAGGGUGACACGGCCCCCUUGUGGCUGAUGCAGCUGUGUAUGUUGCUGGUGACUGAAACCAGGGAGGACCAGUCAAACAGUGAUGGAGGAGAAAUGGGAAGAGUUGUGCUGGAGCCUGCCCCUGUCAGAGUAGAAGCUCUACAGGUUCUUUCCAAUCUGUUGUGCGGCUACUAUUCUCUAGUCCAGCCACAUCUGACUGAGAUUGUGCAGUUGAGCACCCACUGCCUUGUAGAUGCAGACCGCUCUGUACAACUGCACAGUUCCAAGCUGCUUGAAGAGUUUGGGACAGGAAUAAUCCAGCAGUACAAAGCAAACAAUGUGCCCGAGAGCUCGAGGGUCCCCAUCGACAAAGUUGUGCAGUUGUGGUCUGAAGUUUUAAGUGGACCGUUGAAUGGAGCUUUGCAGAAUGAAAACCAUCCUAAGCUGCAGUCGAGUGCCUGUGAUGUGCUGUCCCAUAUCCUGCCAGAGGCCUUUGCACAGCUGCCUGACAAGACCCAGCUAAUGUGCAUCACUGUAUUACUGGGGCUGUUCUACAGUGAAAAUUAUAUGGUGAGGAGUGCAGCAGUCAGAGCUCUUGGAUUCUAUGUACAGUUCCCAUGUCUGCGAGAGGAUGUGAUGUUCCUUGCAGAUACAGCAAACACCAUCCUCACUGCAUUUGAUGAUCGAUCGCCAGUUGUCUGGGCCAGCGCUCACUGGUCUCUAGGCCACCUCACAGAUACUCUUGUUAUCAAUAUGGAGAAAAUGGGGAUGGACUUCCAGGAAGAAAUAUCUGACAUGUUGCUGCUAAAGAUGCUGCAGGCAGCCACUCGAGCAUCAGCUGUCCAUGAUCGGGUGAUUUGUUACACAGUCCGAGCACUGGGGAAUCUACUUUAUUUCCUGCGUGAGAGUCAGAUGACCCGGUCUGUGUUCCAGUGCCCAGUGGAGGAAGCAGUCCGCACUCUUGUGGAGUCUCUCCAUUCAGAGACGAUAAUGAAAGUGCGAUGGAACGCCUGUUACGCCCUUGGAACCGCUUUCAAAAACCCUGUGUUGCUUCAAGACGGUCAAGCCUCGUGGAUUUGUGACGCAUUUGCUGCCCUCUGUCAUGGAGUUACUUCCCAUGCUGUCUUCAAGGUGAGGAUUGGGUCUGCAGCUGCACUGGCGAAGCCUGUCCACCGCGAUUGCUACGGGGACACGACAAGGUUCAGCUGUGUGUGGCAUUCCCUGGCCACAGGGCUCGAGAAGAGUAAAGAAACAAAUGACUUCUACAGUGCUGGCCUGAGACACACACUGUCACACGCUGUUCUCCACCUGCUGAGCCUCAGUGAGUUACAGGACAUGCCUGCACUUGGGGCCUCCCUACUCGGAGAGGACAGGAGCAGAAUCGAAGAUCAUUUGAUCAGAUAUCUCAGAGAUGAAGAAGUGGCUGAGAAACCCAAAGACUGCCGGGAUGACACUUCCAACUCUCAGCAGAGAAUCCAAGUACUGCGUCAGACCUUAAUCAGACUGAAAGGGUUAAAAGGACACUCGGUGGAUCAGGGUGCUGAGGAGAAUGGUCGGGAGGUUGUGGUUGAGUUCCUGGAGGAUUUGCUGAAAAGCUGUGAAGAAUCAUGUUGAUGAAGUGUUUAUUGGUUUUUGAAAUAGAAUUUUGCAGUCAUGUUGACCUGGAAGAACACAGCAGUUAGGAGGACCAGGUGCUCAUGCUGUCUGGUUGGUCACCUUCAUUAUGAACCUUUCCUACAGUUACGUCUAAAAAUAAAUAAAGUUCCAGAAUUUACAUCUGAUAUUAAUACAACUGAUUAUUCUGCCUCGUCUUAAAGAGAUCAGCUGGAAAAAAAGGCUUCAGUGAUUCUGCAAAAUUCUCUUUUGCAAAGAUGAUGAAAAAUGUAUUCUGUACAAGGUGGUUGAGUGUUUAUAUUUCUAAAAUAUAAAAUAAACAUUUUUAUGAUUUUGA